AGAUUUAGCUCUAGUUGUGUAGACGUGUCAUUAGACUGCUGGAGGAGAACAUGUCUUGUCCCUAUAUAUAGUGAGUUAAUGCAUGUUGUUGGGAGUCUUUACUUCCCCUCAAGUCAACGAUAAGACAGCGCUUCACGCUUAGAUUGUCACUUUCACCUGCGUUUGUCAGUCACAGCUGAAAUGAGCUGUCGGUAUGCUCGACACGACGCUUUAUUCCCAUUGGCUGUUUAGUGUUUGAGCGGAACGGUAUCAGAGUCCCAUUGGAGAGAAACGCAAACUCGGAAUUCCCGAAGUUGCGAAGUUCGCAAGACGGAUCGCGCCUGGAGAAAUUAAACGAUUACGAACGGAAUAACGCGUGCGCAACGCGACUGACGCCGUUUUGAGCACGGUAAGCGUUUAAUACAACAGCAUCCGUGUGUAUAAUCUGGAAUGAAUAGGUGCUGUGCGGAGCCACAAGAGGGCCAUGUCUGAUAACAGCACCGGCAGCACCGGGUCAUCCAGUAAUAGCUGGACUCUGCUCUCUCCAGAGGAGGCUGCUGCAGACCCUACAGCACCAGUGGAUGAUGGGACAGAAAGUAUUGGAGAUGCACCCAGUCUUUCAGAGGAAAUAGCAGGAAGCUCUUUGGAGGUGAGGUCACAUGACCCCGAAACUCCAAUGGUGGAGACUGUUUUGUCAGAGGAGGGUCACCAGGUCAGUGCAUCACCGCCGAUUUGCCAGGAAACAUCCCCAGAUUUCUUUGAGGAAAUGUCAGCGUCUGGUAAUACCGAGGUCGAGCUUGAUCCGGAGAUCCAUGCUCCUGUCAUCCAUGACACAAUCACCAGUUCUCCCCCAGACAGUGACCUUCUGGGCGCUGUUCCCUUCAGCAUCGCUACAGAAUCAGCCUUCCAGUUUUCAGAAGAGUCUGUCCUCGACGAACCCACUGAAGAGGACGUUGCCGAUAUCUUCCCCGGCCAGCAUGUUCCAGUUCAAGAAAGCCCCGCCCCUGAAUCAGAGCCCAAAAUUACCUCCACUCCUGAACCAUUCAAAGAAAUAAGCUCUUCUCCUGAUACCCCUGUUGUUAGCGCAGACAUAAGCUCCAUUCCUGAAAUUAGUGAUUCAUCUGCACUCCCUGUGCUUGAUAUUCAUGCUGAUGUACAUCCUGCCCCUGAAACCCCACCUCUGGCCCUGCCCUCUGAGACUGAUACAGGAUUUGGCUCCACAGUAGAAAGCCCCACCCCUGACAGCCCUUAUCCAGAAACCAUUGGUUCGGUUGAGACUGAGGAGGAGCCUAAUUUUGAGAAAGAAGACAUAGAGCUGCCUGAGAAAUUCCCAGAUGUUAUCAGAGAGCCAGAAUCUCUUGGUCCUGAUCUUCCAGCGGGCACCUCAGCAGACGAUGAUGGUCUGAGGCUCCGACAUGUGCAACCUACCAUACUGCUGAAGCGAAGCUCAGAUGAGGAGGAAGAGGAAGAGGAGGAGUUCAACCUGCCAGCAAGGAAAGAGGAGAAACGAGGUUUCUCUUUGAAUCAGCUCAUAGUGGGAGCAUUGGUCCUGCUCUGUGUUGGAUCCUUCUUUUUCUCCGGUUCUGUGGUUGACCUAUCUGAUGAUGAUUUUGACGGUACAGAAUUAAGUGACCAGGAUCUUCUUGAUAAACUUGCCCAAGAGAAUAAACAGAUAAAUAUAUUAGAGGCUCAGAUUGAGUCACAGAAAGAGGAGCUGGACCAGGCUCUGAAAAUGGCGGCAGAUAUGCAUAGCACAGAGAAGGGGACGCUGAAAAAUGAGAACACUAAAUUGAAAGAACAACUGUCUGAACUGCCUGGUUUAAAAGAAGAACUACAGACGCUGAGAGCAAGAGUCGCUGAGCUCACAAAGCUAACCGUUCAAGAAGAUCUUCCACAGCAGCUCCCCGACUCUGACCCACCUUCUCCUGCUGAGUCUAGUCCAGAAAUACCUGAGAAACACUGGGACAAGACAGAAGAACUCAAGCGGCAGAAAACUCUUUUGGAGGAGAGCCGAAAGAGGCUGGAGGGAAUGAAGAAACAGGGCUGGAACAAGGAAGGUUUGAGGGAGAGCUUGGUGGAGAUGCAGAAGAGACUCUCGAAGCAGGUGGAUCAGCUGGGAAAGCGGGAAGACUGGAAAAGGAAACACCAUGAACACAAAGGAGAAAAGAAGGAAUGGGGCAGAAAGAAAGAACACGACAGCCGCUGGAAAAAGGACGAGGAGGAAAAGGGAAAAGAGUGGAAGCAUGACAAAAACAAAAGAAAAGACCAUCUCAAGAAGUACAAAGAAGAGUGGGACCACAAAAAGGACGAGAGACGACAAGAAAGGGAAAGGAGGCAGAAGGAAAGACCUUGGGAGGCCAAACCUUCCAAGCAUCAUCAUCAUCACCACCACCACCAUCAUCAUCACCACGAGCAGGAAGACUUCUGGAAACACCAAGAAGAGAAGCUCAGAAGGAACCGACAUCCUGCCGAAGGCUGCCAUGACGUAUCCAGCUGCGCUGAUGCAGAAGGGCUUGUUCCUGUGAAGCUUGUAGAGUUUCAGAACCUUCUCAAGGUCUACCUAAGCAAGCUAGAUGGUGUCCCACAGGAAAGCAAGGAGUCUCUCAGCCGCCUCACCGCCCAGUUCUUCAGCGGCGGCGUUUUCGCCCACGACAGAAUGCUCUUCAGCGAGUUCGCCGAGGACGUCGCGGAUAUCCUAGAAGAUCUGGCAGAUGGUUUAGAAGACAAACAGCACGACAAUGAUUCCCUCGAAGAAGAAAUGGAAGAGUUUGAGAAAGAGGCUCUGCUGCAGUUCGCAGCCCCUUUGGCAUAAUUGCUGCUGCCCCAGGAACUCGAGUGGAAAAAUACAGUGAGGGAAAACAAAAAGAAACAAUCUUACCUGUUACUUUCCCGGACAGUAGAUGUAGUUUAAUGCCUUGUGUGUGAGGAGUUUCUCCCUUCGGAGUCUUGUCAUUAGUGAAGUCCCACAUGUGCGUUGGGUGUUUUGUUGUAAGCUACCUCCGUUAGUCCUGUUCUUCGACGCUAAACCCUUUGACUCCUGCUUGCUGUGUAAAGUGUCAGUCAUCUUAAGCAUUAAGUGUUGCCACAUGAAUGAAACCGCUUCACUUGCAAAUGGAUCAAUCGCAAAUACGGAGUUGUGAACGAGAUUGACACUAAACUGGGUAAGUGCAAUGAGAUCUGUCCCUUUAUAGUCCCAAAAUUGACUUGAAGGAGAAGUUCGCUUCCAGAACCAAAAUUUACAGAUGAUUUACCCCUUGUCAUCCAAGAUGUUCAUGUCUUUCUUUCUUCAGUCGUAAAAAUUAUGUUUCUUGAGGAAAACAUUUUAGAAUGGUUCUCCAUAUAGUGGACUUCAAUGGUGCCCUCAAGUUUGAACUUCCAAAAUGCAGUUUCAAAGGGCUCUAAAUGAUUCGAGGAAGAAGGAUCUUAUCUAGCGAAACGAUCGGUCAUUUUAUAAAAAAAAGUUGACAAGUUAUAUACUUUUUAACCUUAAACGGUCUUCUUGUCUGUUCUCUGUGACACGCAUGCGAACCCUGUAAUCCGGUUCAAUACAGUUAACACAGUUAGGGUAUGUGGAAAACUCCCAUCUCGUUUUCUUCUCCAACAUCAAAAUCAUCCUACAUUGUGGUUUUACCUUCUUUUAGACUAUUUUGAAGCUGGAGAAGAAAACGACCUUGUUCGACAUAACUGUCCUUGACCCAGAUUACACAGAGUUCGCAUGCGCAUCGCAGAGAAUAGACAAGACGAGCGCUUGAGGUUAAAAAGUAUAUUUGUCAGUUUGUUUGGAAAAUGACCGAUUGUUUCACUAGAUAAGACCCUUCUUCCUUAAAUCAUUUAGAGCCGCUUGAAACUGCAUUUAAAUGCAUUUUGGAAGUUCAAACUUGGGGGCACCAUUGAAGUCCACUAUAGAGUGAGAAAUCCUGAAAUGUUUUUCUCAAAAAAACAUCAUUUCUUUUCGACUGAAGAAAGACAUGAACAUCUUGGAUGACAAGAGGGUGAGUAAAUCAUCUGUAAAUUUUUGUUCUGGAAGCAAACUAAGUCUUUAAAAAUGAUGCAGAAUGUCAGAACUUUUAUUUUAGCUAAUUUUUAUGAUUAAAAUCCUGGUUUCUUUGCACCUACCCCAUGAUUUUCGCUUACUAAGCUGGUGUCAAACUGGUUUCCUUUUAAGUUUUGUUUUCGCCAGAGGUUUUAGAGGUCAUUGUAAGCUUUCGCUUUUUUCGGUUUCUACCCCAACUCAAGUUCUAAUGUAAAUGACAACCAAGUAAAAUCUUUGAAUGUGUUUUUUCCUUUUUUUUUUUUUU
Messenger RNA from Labeo rohita (rohu), 4277 nucleotides. It is a transcript of the gene pbxip1a, whose product is annotated as pre-B-cell leukemia homeobox interacting protein 1a. Bases 464 to 2791 code for a protein of 775 amino acids. The record is from RefSeq and is a predicted model, not a curated record. NCBI's taxonomy places the organism in Eukaryota, Metazoa, Chordata, Actinopteri, Cypriniformes, Cyprinidae. The transcript has 11 exons.